Messenger RNA from Pecten maximus, 630 nucleotides. RefSeq lists its product as uncharacterized. The transcript has 3 exons. The record is from RefSeq and is a predicted model, not a curated record. Bases 1 to 630 code for a protein of 209 amino acids. Lineage: Eukaryota; Metazoa; Mollusca; Bivalvia; Pectinida; Pectinidae.
AUGAUCAACAGUCCAUUAGAUGAUGAUAUCAUCAACAGUCCAUCAAGUGAUGGUAUCGUCAAAAGUCCAUCAUGUGAUGAUAUUAUCAACAGUCCAUCAUGUGAUGAGAUCAUCAACAGUCCAUCAAGUGAUGGUAUCGUCAAAAGUCCAUCAUGUGAUGAUAUUAUCAACAGUCCAUCAUGUGAUGGUAUCGUCAACAGUCCAUCAGGUGAUGGUGUCAUCAACAGUCCACCAAGUGAUAAUAUCAUCAACAGUCCAUCAUGUGAUGAAAUCAUCAACAGUGAUGGCAUCAUCAACAGUCCAUCAUGUGAUGAAAUCAUCAACAGUCCAUCAUGUGAUGAUAUCAUCAAAAGUCCACCAGGUGAUGAUAUCAUGAACAGUCCAUCAUGUGAUGGAAUCAUCAACAGUCCAUCAUGUGAUGAUAUCAUCAAAAGUCCACCAGGUGAUGAUAUCAUCAACAUUCCUCCAUCAAGAGAUGAUAUCAUCAUCAGUCAAUCAUGUGAUGAUAUCAACAGUCCAUCAGGUGAUGCUAUCAUCAACAGUCCAUCAAGUGGUGGAAUCAUCAAUAGUCCAUCAAGUGAUGGAAUCAUCCACAGUCCAUCAAGUGAUACUAUCAUCAACAGUCCAUGA